UCUUGAUAUUUCAAUGCCCUCGCUCUUCAUCUUCUUCAACCAUCUUCCUUUCCAAUCCUCCGUCAACCAAACUCAAUCCUCACCUGUGUGGCCUCUUCACUUGAAGAGUAAUUCCUUGAUACCCCCAAAUAGCCGUCCCUUACUUGUUGCCCGACCCCACGCAUUUUCCUCUUCCACGCCGCCAAUAUGUCUGAGACUUUCGAGUUCCAGGCUGAGAUCUCUCAGCUACUCUCCCUCAUCAUCAACACCGUCUACUCCAACAAAGAAAUCUUCUUGCGCGAGUUGGUGUCCAACGCAUCUGAUGCUUUGGACAAGAUCAGAUAUGAGGCUCUGUCUGACCCCAGCAAGCUCGAUGCGGAGAAGGACCUCCGUAUCGACAUCAUCCCCGACAAGGAGAACAAGACCUUGACAAUCAAGGAUACCGGUAUCGGUAUGACUAAAGCUGACCUCGUCAACAACCUUGGAACAAUCGCCCGCUCUGGUACCAAGCAAUUCAUGGAAGCUCUCACCGCAGGUGCUGAUGUGUCCAUGAUUGGUCAGUUUGGUGUUGGUUUCUACUCUGCCUACCUAGUUGCCGACCGCGUCGUCGUUAUCUCUAAGCACAACGAUGAUGAACAAUACAUCUGGGAGUCGUCAGCCGGUGGUACCUUCAGCGUUCGCCCUGACACAGAAGGCGAGCCCCUGAAGCGUGGUACUAAGAUGAUCCUCCACCUCAAGGAUGAGCAGUCUGAAUACCUCAACGAAAGCAAGAUCAAGGAAGUCAUCAAGAAGCACUCCGAGUUCAUUUCUUACCCCAUCUACCUUCACGUCACCAAGGAGACUGAGAAAGAGGUUCCUGAUGAGGAUGCUGAGGAGGUUGAGGCUGACGAUGACAAGAAGCCCAAGAUUGAAGAGGUCGACGACGAAGAAGAGGAGAAGGAGAAGAAGCCCAAGACCAAGAAGGUCAAGGAGACUUCCAUUGAAGAAGAAGAGCUCAACAAGCAAAAGCCCAUCUGGACUCGUAACCCUCAAGACAUUACCCAGGAAGAGUAUGCUGCUUUCUACAAGUCUCUUUCCAACGACUGGGAGGAUCACCUUGCUGUCAAGCACUUCUCCGUUGAGGGUCAACUCGAGUUCCGUGCCAUCCUUUUCGUUCCCAAGCGCGCUCCUUUUGACCUCUUCGAGACCAAGAAGACCAAGAACAACAUUAAGCUUUACGUCCGCCGUGUCUUCAUUACCGACGAUGCCACUGAUCUCAUCCCUGAGUGGCUCAGCUUUAUCAAGGGUGUUGUCGACUCUGAGGAUCUGCCUCUUAACCUGUCCCGUGAGACCCUCCAGCAGAACAAGAUUAUGAAGGUCAUCAAGAAGAACAUCGUCAAGAAGGCCCUCGAGCUCUUCAACGAAAUUGCUGAGGACAAGGAGCAGUUCGAUAAGUUCUACAGCGCCUUCUCCAAGAACUUGAAGCUCGGUAUCCACGAGGACUCGCAGAAUCGCCAGAUUCUGGCUAAGCUGCUGCGAUUCAACUCAACCAAGUCCGGAGAUGAGCUGACUUCGCUCUCCGACUACGUCACUCGCAUGGCCGAGCACCAGAAGAACAUCUACUACAUUACUGGCGAAUCUCUUAAGGCGGUCCAGAAGUCUCCUUUCUUGGAUGCCCUCAAGGAGAAGAACUUCGAGGUUCUCUUCCUUGUUGACCCCAUCGACGAGUACGCUAUGACUCAGCUCAAGGAAUUCGAGAACAAGAAGCUUGUUGAUAUCACCAAGGACUUCGAUCUUGAGGAGACAGAGGAGGAGAAGAAGACUCGAGAGGCUGAGGAGAAGGAGUACGAAGAGCUGACCAAGUCCUUGAAGAACGUUCUUGGCGACAAGGUCGAGAAGGUCGUCGUCUCUCACAAGCUUGUCGGAUCACCUUGCGCCAUCCGAACUGGCCAGUUCGGCUGGUCUGCAAAUAUGGAGCGUAUCAUGAAGGCCCAGGCUCUCCGUGACACCUCGAUGAGCAGCUACAUGAGCUCGAAGAAGACCUUCGAGAUCUCACCCAAGUCUGCCAUCAUCAAGGAGCUCAAGAAGAAGGUUGAAGCUGAUGGUGAGAACGACAAGACUGUCAAGUCAAUUGUUCAGCUUCUCUUCGAGACUUCCCUAUUGGUUUCUGGCUUCACCAUCGACGAGCCUGCUGGAUUCGCCGAGCGCAUCCACAAGCUUGUGUCUCUCGGCCUGAACCUCGAGGAGGAGGCUGAGGUUGUUGAGGAGGCGCCAUCUGCUGACACGGUCGCCGCCGAGACUGGCGACAGCGCCAUGGAGGAGGUUGACUAAACGCAUAAUGAAUGAAUGGCAAUGGGAAUUAAAAGUUCUUUGGCGUUGGGAUGGGAAUGGCCCCUCGGUGUUAUAGGCUCUUGGUCGAUUUGGCGCAAGAAAUCUUUGUUUUAAUCCUUCAUACCCUCGUGGAUCUGCAAGCGGCCGAUUUGGUCCACUUUCGCCUGGGUCAGUUGCGCUUGACACAGGACUCAUGUAUUCUACAUUGAUGGUCCUCUUCAGAUAUAGAUAGGUCGCAGUAAUCAGUAGAGUAGAGAAUGGAAAGUUCUAACUUAGUAA
This is a messenger RNA of Xylaria bambusicola, 2568 nucleotides long. Its product is annotated as heat shock protein 90. The record is from RefSeq and is a predicted model, not a curated record. The transcript is spliced from 3 exons. NCBI's taxonomy places the organism in Eukaryota, Fungi, Ascomycota, Sordariomycetes, Xylariales, Xylariaceae. Bases 187 to 2289 code for a protein of 700 amino acids. Gene Ontology annotation, biological process: protein stabilization; cellular response to heat; protein folding. Gene Ontology annotation, cellular component: cytosol; protein-containing complex; perinuclear region of cytoplasm. Gene Ontology annotation, molecular function: ATP-dependent protein folding chaperone; ATP hydrolysis activity; ATP binding.